GCAAGCCCUGAGGAGCAACAGGAACAAGAAGGAGAAGGAGAAGGAGAAGGAGAAGAGGUAGAGGACGAGGAAGCACAUCAAGGAAGACAAGGACAGACAGCUCAAGGACCUUGUCUCGUUGUUGCCACUCGUUUCUUGGACUGUUACUUGAGGCCCUUACCUGACUCAACCCUCACCAUGGUUGUGUACAACUUCAAGAAGAUCGCCCCUGUCCCGACGUCCAAAGAUUUCGUCGAUGUUGUGCUCAGCAAGACCCAGAGACAAACGCCGACGGUUGUUCACAAGCAGUAUGCCAUCGGGCGAAUCAGAGCCUUCUACAUGCGCAAGGUCAAGUACGCGCAGCAGUGCUACGAGGAGAAGAUUGCCCGCAUCCUCGAUGAGUUUCCUCGGCUGAACGACAUUCACCCCUUCUAUGCAGACCUGAUGAAUGUGCUGUAUGACAGAGAUCACUACAAGCUUGCUCUUGGUCAGCUCAACAUGGCACGAGGGCUCAUAGACAAGAUAGGAAAGGACUACCUGAGGCUCCUCAAGUUCGGCGACUCCCUGUACCGCUGCAAGCAGCUCAAGAGAGCUGCGCUGGGUCGCAUGUGCACGUUGAUGAAGAAGCUCAAGUCUUCGCUGGAGUACCUCGAGCAAGUCCGCCAGCACUUGGCUCGCUUGCCUUCCAUCGACCCCAACACGCGCACCCUCCUGAUCUGUGGAUUCCCCAACGUCGGGAAGUCCUCCUUCAUGAACAAGGUGACGAGAGCAGAUGUGGAGGUGCAGCCGUACGCGUUCACCACCAAGUCGCUCUUCGUCGGCCACAUGGACUACAAGUACCUUCGAUGGCAGGUGAUCGACACGCCAGGGAUCCUCGACCACUCGCUGGAGGAGCGAAACACGAUCGAGAUGCAGUCGGUGACGGCGCUUGUGCACCUCAAGGCGUGCAUCCUCUACUUCGUCGACCUCUCUGAGCAGUGCGGGUACUCGAUCAAGCAGCAGGUCUCUCUCUUCCAGAACAUCAAGCCUCUCUUCGAAGGGAAGCCCCUCAUGGUGGUGCUCAACAAGAGCGACAUGAAGACCGUUGACCAGUGCUCGCCGGAGGAGCAGGAGCUUGUGAAGACGAUGCAAGGGGCCAACGUCCAGUUUAUCACCUGCUCGACUCUCACGGAAGAAGGAGUGACGGGGCUCAAGACUGUCGCCUGCGACGCUCUGCUCACUCAUAGGGUCAACACUAAGAUUUCCCGCGCCGAGAAGGCAGGAAAGGAAUCUAGCGUGCUGGACGGGAUCCACGUUGCCAUGCCGGAGAAUCGAGACACGUCCGAGAGGCCGCCAAUCAUCCCUUCCUCUGUCAUGGCUCGGAUGCAACAGGGAGAGACGACCAAGACGCAACGGAAGCUGCAAAAGGAGAUCCAAGAAGAGUGUGGAGGAGCUGGAGUGUACUCGAUGGACUACCGAGAGCAGUACCUCGGGCUCAAGAAGGAAGACUGGAAGUUUGACAUCAUCCCGGAGAUCAUGGACGGGAAGAACAUCGCUGACUUCGUUGACCCCGACAUCGAGCGCAUGCUUGAGGAACUCGAGCGCGAGGAGGAGGAGAGGGAAGCUCGCGGAGAGUACGAUGAAGAUCCUGACGCGCUGGAUGACGGGCUGACGGAGGUUGAGCGUGAGCAGCUGGAUGCGGCGAGGAGGAAGAAAGCAACGCUGAGGCACGAGAGCAUGAUGGCCAGGUCGAGAAACCAUCCCACCAUGCCCAGGACUGUCGCAGCGAACAGACGAGGAGACUUGUCGGCUCGCGGUCGCUCCAUGGACGAGCAUCUCGAAGAGCUCGGUUACGACGAGGACAUUGGGGCGAGGAAGAGAGCGCGUUCCAUGUCGGAGGCAAGAGGCAGGAGCAGAACCAGGAAGGAGCGCAUGGACGUUGAGGAGGGAGAGGAGGGAGAAGCUAUGGACGUGGACGGUGAGCGUGCAGCGAAGAAGAUGAGAAUGGCAAGCCGGAGCAGAAGCCAGAGCGUUCCAAGGGAUGUUGCCGGUCAUGCGUACAAGGACAAGACGCAGCAAGAGAAGGCAAAGAAGAUUACCAAGAAGGUGGUCAAGAGCGCGAUGAAGGUGAAGGGCAAGGGGACGGCAAGGAAAGGAGAGGCCGACCGACAUGUCCCCAACUUCAAGCCCAAACAUCUCCUUACCGGCAAGCGCGGGAUCGGCAAGACGGAUCGGCGCUAAGAGCCUGUGGGACGAGCGAGAAGCUCGAGAGAGAAGAAGAGAGAAGUCGUCGGAGAUGCCAGUUCGAAAGUGUCUCUCUGUUUGUGUAUCCUCACUUAGUGAAGAACUUUUCAAAUCC
Messenger RNA from Guillardia theta CCMP2712, 2317 nucleotides. RefSeq lists its product as hypothetical. Gene Ontology annotation, biological process: ribosomal large subunit biogenesis. The coding region runs from base 178 to 2199 and encodes 673 amino acids. Gene Ontology annotation, molecular function: GTPase activity; GTP binding; RNA binding. The transcript has 4 exons. The record is from RefSeq and is a predicted model, not a curated record. Gene Ontology annotation, cellular component: nucleolus. Lineage: Eukaryota; Cryptophyceae; Pyrenomonadales; Geminigeraceae.